CCCCAGUCUCCCAAAUCCCCCGAACCGAAGCGAAACUCGACGACACAAUGGCCUCUAGGAUACUAGCAGGGGGCAGCCGCCUGGUAUCCCGCGCCAGCCCCGCGAUGCGGACCGCCCGAUCAUUCCAAUCCUCCUCUCCUCUCCAGAGCUCUGCAGCACCACUACCGCCCCGGAAACCCGUGGGAGCAUUCCGUGGAGGUCUCCUCGGCUUCUUCAUUGGCAGCACCCUAGCCGGUGCCGGUGUCUACACGUAUCUGGUUAAGGAAUACAAGCUCUCCAACGAGCUCUUGACGGAAGAUAUCUAUGCAUUGCAAGCGGCUGUGCAACGUGUGACCAACUACGUUCAGGUUCUGGAGGAGAAGAUGGAUGCGUUGGAUCGCAAAAAGAAAUAAAUGGACCUUCCAGCGGGAAUUAUUUUGUUGAUGGCCACUCCAUCAGGACGGGGAAUUUUGCCAGUAACUGGGCAUACGCCAAGAUGCGACGGGCCAUGUGGGCGAGGUGGUUUUUGUGCGGAGCACAGGAUGUAAUGUACCAAGCAAACGUGCACAGCAAUUGAAUGAAUAUUACAGGGCUUCCAUGACACAGGA
This is a messenger RNA of Sodiomyces alkalinus F11, 587 nucleotides long. RefSeq lists its product as hypothetical. Lineage: Eukaryota; Fungi; Ascomycota; Sordariomycetes; Glomerellales; Plectosphaerellaceae. The record is from RefSeq and is a predicted model, not a curated record. Bases 48 to 392 code for a protein of 114 amino acids. The transcript is spliced from 3 exons.